Momordica charantia (bitter melon) is the source of this 707-nucleotide messenger RNA. The record is from RefSeq and is a predicted model, not a curated record. NCBI's taxonomy places the organism in Eukaryota, Viridiplantae, Streptophyta, Magnoliopsida, Cucurbitales, Cucurbitaceae.
UUCGUUUUGCUGGUUUGAGACUCAUCCCCCGGAGAAGGGAUUUCAGCGGGAAAAUGAAUUCGGCGUCUCUGGCUGCUUGUCCGCAGCAGAAUCUCCAUAGAGUCUUCGUCUACGGUACUCUCUUAGCUGAUGAAGUCAUUCAUAUACUCUUGAAGCGUAUUCCGAAAUCCUCCGCUGCUGUCCUCAAUCACUAUCAAAGAUUAAGCAUUAAAGGACGAGUUUAUCCAGCGAUCAUACCUGUUGAUAGCAAGAAAGUAUCUGGCAAGAUUCUUUUUGAUAUCACGGACACUGAAAUGCAUAUUUUAGACACAUUUGAAGAUGUUGAAUACAAGAGGAGCACAGUUGAGGUCUCGUUAAUGGACAGUUUUGAGAAAUUAUUAGUGUAUGCCUAUGUUUGGUGCAACGAAAAAGAUCCAGACUUAUACGGAGAUUGGGAUUUCGAGGAGUGGAAGCGAGUUCAUCUGGAUGCUUACAUCGAGAUGGUCAAUGACUUUAUGGAAGAGUUUGAGCCGCAGCCCGCAUCGGAACAAUGAGUGGCCGCUGAUGGAGGUGGAUAGCUCUUCGACGAACAACCCUCCACUCUUCAGCGCCAGGAGAAGAACCUUCGAAAAUAAACGGCAAGUAACCCGUUGCAGCUUUGUACCUCUGCUGAAUCUGGGACCGACCAAAACCCAUAUGGUAAGAUUACGAUUCAUCAAAAAACUGUA